Molecule: messenger RNA, 990 nt
Organism: Verticillium nonalfalfae
Lineage: Eukaryota; Fungi; Ascomycota; Sordariomycetes; Glomerellales; Plectosphaerellaceae
Exons: 4
Coding region: 1-990 (329 amino acids)
Biological process (GO): phosphate-containing compound metabolic process
Cellular component (GO): nucleus; cytoplasm
Molecular function (GO): inorganic diphosphate phosphatase activity; magnesium ion binding
Source: RefSeq, a predicted model, not a curated record
AUGGUCGCCAGAUUCCUCGCCCAGGCCUUGCUGCCAGCCCUUGCUGUUGCCGGUACAAUUCAGCGUCGCGACAAUGGCACGUUUGACUACGAUGCCCUCUCUCUGCGGACGGUCGGUGGACGCAACACACUCGAUUGGCGCGUGUGGCUUGAGAAAGACGGCCAUCCCAUCUCGUUCUGGCACGACGUCCCCUUGUACCCGGACGAGGACAAUAAGCAGGUCGUCAACUUUGUCGUCGAGAUUCCGCGCUGGGAGGACGCCAAGAUUGAGAUUCGCCGCCAGGAACCCCUGAACCCCAUCUUCCACGACGAGCGCAACGGCGCGCCGCGCUUCGUUGAGAGUGUGUGGCCGCACAAGACGUAUCCGUUUCUUUACGGAUCCAUCCCCCAGACGUGGGAGUCGCCAAAUUUUGAGCAUGAUUUCACGGGCGAGAAGGGUGAUAAUGACCCCAUUGAUCUAUUCGACAUUGGCCUCGACAUCGGUUAUGUCGGACAAGUCAAGCAGGUGAAGCUGCUCGGUGGGCUUGCGCCCAACGACGGGGGUGAGACGGACUGGAAGAUGCUCGCCAUUGACGUCAAUGACCCCAUUGCGCCCCUCGUCGACAACUACCUCGACGUCGAGAAAUACCGCCCAGGCACCAUCCAGGCCUUCCGCGACUGGUUCACCUACUACAAAGUCGCCCGCGGCGGCGACGUUAUCCCCAUCAUCGGCGAGACGUACCAGAACGCCACGUUCGCGACGGCUGUCGUCGAAAAGGGCCACGAGUACUGGCGCGACCUUAUCUCGGGCGCCGUUGACUCGAACAGCAUCAACUACAACCAGACGAGCCGGCCUGAUAUUAAGGGGAGCUACGUCGGUUCGUGCUCGGCAACGCUGCAGCUGGGCAUCCCUUCCAAAUCGGAGGAGAAGCCAGCAGCGGCGAAGCCUACGCAGUAUGAGCACUGGUAUUACCUCGAUGAGGAUUUCGCGUUGAUUGAGGUGCCUGUGUAG